This is a messenger RNA of Pyrus x bretschneideri (Chinese white pear), 3689 nucleotides long. RefSeq names its product DNA ligase 4. The record is from RefSeq and is a predicted model, not a curated record. Gene Ontology annotation, molecular function: ATP binding; DNA binding; DNA ligase (ATP) activity. Gene Ontology annotation, cellular component: DNA ligase IV complex. Bases 104 to 3616 code for a protein of 1170 amino acids. NCBI's taxonomy places the organism in Eukaryota, Viridiplantae, Streptophyta, Magnoliopsida, Rosales, Rosaceae. Gene Ontology annotation, biological process: DNA biosynthetic process; double-strand break repair via nonhomologous end joining; DNA recombination. The transcript is spliced from 27 exons.
GCGUCCAGGCACUUUUAGUGGUUCUUUUUUUUCUUCACCGCAUACAUAAAAACCCCAAAGUUCAAACUCACAGCACUCAUCGUACCAAACAAGCUUCAAAAAAAUGGCUACCGACGAGACCAAGUUCAGCGUGCUCUGCAGCCUCUUCAACUGGAUGCAGAAAUCCAAAACCUCAACCCUAAAGCGCUCCAAAUUCCGCAAAUUUCUCGACAAUUUCUGCAAACCCGCCGAUUACUUCAGCUCCAUUCGCCUCAUUCUUCCCAGCCUCGACCGCGAGCGCGGCUCCUACGGCCUCAAGGAGUCCGUGCUUGCCACCUGCCUCAUCGACGCCCUUGGCAUCGCCAGAGACUCCGAGGACGCUCUCCGCCUAAUUAAUUGGCGCAAGGGUGGCGCCAAGACCGGCGCCAAUGCCGGGAACUUCUCCCUCGUGGCGGCGGAGGUGUUGCAACGUAGACAGGGUUUGAGUUCAGGUGGACUAACAAUCAAGGAGUUAAAUGACUUGCUUGAUCGUUUAGCUUCGAGUGAAAACAGGGCAGAGAAGACUUCAGUUCUUUCGACCCUGAUAAACAAGACAAAUGCACAGGAAAUGAAGUGGAUUGUCAUGAUCAUUCUUAAAGAUCUGAAGCUGGGAACUAGUGAAAAGAGCAUCUUUCACGAAUUUCAUCCGGAUGCUGAAGAUUUGUUUAAUGUCACAUGCGACUUGAAAUUGGUCUGUGAAAAGCUCAGUGAUAGAAAUCAGCGCCAUAAACGCCAGGACAUUGAAGUUGGAAAAGCUGUGCGCCCACAACUAGCUAUGAGAGUUGGUGAUGCAAAUAUUGCAUGGAAAAAGUUUCAUGGUAAGGAAGUGGUUGUUGAGUGUAAAUUUGAUGGCGAUCGCAUCCAAAUUCAUAAGAACGGAAGUGAAGUACAUUACUUCUCAAGGAAUUUUCUUGAGCACUCUGAAUACGCACAUGCAAUGUCAGACAUUAUCGUAGAAAAUGUGCUGGCUGAUAGGUGUAUUCUUGAUGGUGAGAUGUUGGUCUGGGACACAUCUUCUAAUCGUUUUGCUGAGUUUGGUUCAAAUCAAGAAAUAGCCAAGGCAGCAAGGGACGGGAUUGACAGUGAUAGACAGUUGUGCUAUGUUGCAUUCGAUAUCCUCUAUGUUGGAGAUACUAGUGUGAUUCACCAGAGCUUGAAGGAACGACAUGAGCUUCUCCAGAAAGUUGUGAAUCCAUUGAAGGGUUGUUUAGAGAUUUUAGUACCCAAUCGUGGUCUUAACGCUCACCGUAAUGAAGUCUCUUGUGAUGGGAAUGCAGGGGAACCUUGCUGGUCGCUUAUUGCUAGUAAUGUGGAUGAUGUUGAGAAGUUUUUCAAAGAUACCAUCGAAAAUAGAGAUGAGGGGAUUGUUUUGAAGGACCUUGGUUCGAAAUGGGAACCUAGUGAUCGUAGUGGAAAAUGGUUAAAAUUAAAGCCUGACUACAUUCGUGCAGGUUCUGAUCUGGACGUUCUUAUCAUAGGAGGAUACUAUGGCUCUGGACGUCGUGGAGGGGUGGUAGCUCAGUUCUUGGUGGGUCUUGCUGAGCGUCCGGUUUCAAAUACAUAUCCUAGAAGGUUUGUAUCCUUUUGCAGAGUGGGCACUGGACUUUCUGAUGAAGAGAUAGAAGCUGUUGCAACAAAAUUAAAGCCGUAUUUGAGGAAAUAUGAGUACCCAAAAAAGGCACCACCAAGUUUUUAUCAAGUAACAGACAAUUCUAAAGAGAGACCAGAUGUUUGGGUUGAAAGCCCUGAGAAAUCAAUAAUACUUUCUAUAACGAGUGACAUCAGAACUAUAAAGUCUGAGGUUUUUGCUGCACCGUACAGCCUGAGAUUUCCACGUAUUGAUCGUGUUAGAUAUGAUAAACCUUGGCAUGAAUGCCUUGACGUGCAGUCAUUUAUAGAGCUUGUACAAGCAGGCAAUGGGACCACACAAAGGGGGACGGAUUAUGGUGGUCUGCAGGAUACUAAAAAGAGAAGCAAGAAGUCCCCUAGAAAGGAAGAGAAAAGAAAUCUGUCUAUUGUCCCCUCUCAUUUUGUUCAGACUGAUGUUUCGGGCGUGAAGGAGGACACAUUACUAUUUUCAAAUAUGAUGUUUUACUUUGUUAAUGUGCCACCCACUCAUUCUCUUGAUUCCUUGCACAAGCUAGUUGUUGAGAAUGGGGGUACUUUCUCUAUGAAUUUAAAUAAUGCAGUUACACACUGUGUUGCAGCUGAUGGCAAAGGGAUCAGGUAUCAGGCAGCAAAGCGUCAUGGAGAUAUCAUUCAUAUCUCUUGGGUGUUGGAUUGUUGUUCUCAAAAGAAACUCCUUCCAUUACAGCCAAAGUACUAUCUCUUCUUAUCUGACUCUUCUAAGAAGAAGUUACAAGAAGAGAUUGAUGAUUUUUCUGACUCGUACUACUGGGAUCUUGACCUUGCGGAGAUAAAGCAGCUUUUAAGCAACAUUCAUAGAUCAGAGGACUCCAAAGUUGUUGACUAUUACAAGAAAAAAUACUGUCCGGUGGAUAGAUGGUCUCGCUUUCACGACUGCUGCAUUUACUUUAAAUCCUCAAUUCAUUCCUCGAAGCCGGAUUGGGAAGUUGUCUUAGGACUCACACUGAGAAGGUUGAGGAUUGAAGUUCUCAGGGGUGGUGGCAGAGUCACUGACGGUCUUGUUCAGGCGACCCAUUUGGUAGUCUUGUCUGUGCAGGGUCCUGAUAUAUUUGAAACUUUAUUACGAAGUUUCACUGAAGGAGACAAACGAUAUCUGCAUAGCAAAAGGUUGCAUAUUGUUGGAUCGCAAUGGUUGGAAGACUGCUUGGAAAGAGACCAAAGAUUGCAAGAGGAAAAAUAUAGCUUAAAACCCAAUGGGUUGGAAGAAUCCAACGUUGAAGAAUGGAAACAUGACAUGGGUCUAGAAGAAGCACCCUGCGAUAUGGAUGCGGUGGAAAACCACAAUUCUUGUUUUCCUAACCGGAAAGGAAAAGAGAUUGAAGUAAAAGCGGCUCCAGAAAACUAUAAGAUGUUGGACUCACCCGAGAGGGGAAGCAAAAGGAAAAGGGGAAGACCUGCUCGCACAAGCUUGAACAAAGGAAAAUCAGCUGUCAACCAAGCUAGAAGAGCACGGGCGCGUAUUGGAAGGAAGCCAGCUAAAAUAUCUGGCAACGAGUCAGAAGAAGGUGGCUCUCAUGACAGUACAUCACUUGGGGAAGAGGUUGAUCUGGGAGAAAGAAUUCACGGAACGGUAGGUCAGGAAAGUAGAGACAUCCAAGAAAAUGAAGCAAUGAAAGAUUCUGAAUCGUUACGAAGAGGCAAAGCAGUUGAGCAAGAUGUCGCCGAGGACAUUAGAAUUGAAGAGCCUUACAAGAUUGCUGAAAUCAAAAUGAAGGAGAAACAAAACGUCCAAGAGAGUAAAAAACGGGAGGAACUUGAAGCUACGGCUGAUCCUGUUGAAGCCAUGUUGCUUGACAUGAUUCCAAGUCUUGGUAUGAAAAAAGCUGAAACUACAUAUACGAGUACUCGAGAUGAGAAACCAGCACCGGAUCCGAUACCGAAUGCAGGACCUUCAAAGAAAAAGAAAGUUAGCUACAAGGAUAUUGCUAGUGAGCUGCUAAAGGAUUGGUAAAUUGAUUUCUGCGUUAGGGUUGUCUCUUUUGUAUGUAAUGGAUCCGGAGUUAAUCGAACCUGAACCCAAACCA